Molecule: messenger RNA, 3586 nt
Organism: Daucus carota subsp. sativus
Lineage: Eukaryota; Viridiplantae; Streptophyta; Magnoliopsida; Apiales; Apiaceae
Product: pentatricopeptide repeat-containing protein DOT4, chloroplastic
Exons: 2
Coding region: 363-2981 (872 amino acids)
Biological process (GO): chloroplast RNA modification
Cellular component (GO): chloroplast
Molecular function (GO): protein binding; zinc ion binding
Source: RefSeq, a predicted model, not a curated record
GAAUGGUUUUUUGUAAGAAACAUAUUACUGGAUUUUUUACAGAGUUGCAACUAUCCAGUGCAAAGAAUAAAGUUCUUACAAGUAAAUACUCAAUACCCAAGUAGGCUUAUACAAAGUUGAUCGCGAUAUGAUCAAGUGCUUUAUGGGUUGUCUCAUACCUUACGAUUGAUGUUGACACUGUGUUGGGUAAAUGUUGCCUGACAAUAAAUUGUCAGGGAACAGGACCCUACAUACAAUACUCUAUACACAUGAAUUAUCAGACAGGAGUAUCAAUCUAUCCAUAAUCUAGUACUUCUGUCGGCUGCUGUCUAUAUAAAACCUGAAUUUCCCGCCAAAUCUUCACUGCAUUUAUAGUUCUUAAAAUGCUAUCAAUCUGCACAACCUUGCCACAAUUACUUACGCCAUCAAUAUAUAUUUACAAGAAACAACCAAACAAACACAAAAAUGAAUCACCCUUUUGUAAACCCAUAAAAAAGAUCUCACCUUUAUCAAGAACCAAGAACAAUUGUACCAGAAUAUAUGCCACAUUGUCACUUUCAAGAACCAAGAAUCAUCAAGAUUUUGAUUGGAAUGUUGAAAUUAUCAAGGCCUGUGAAAUGGGUGAUCUGAAAGAGGCCAUGAGAUUGUUUUCCCAGCCUGAAAAAUCGAGUCUUGAUUCGAAGACUUGUGGUGCCAUCUUGCAGCUUUGUGCUGAGUUUAAGGCCUUGAGUGAUGGGAAAAAAGUUCAUGACUUUGUGUGUGGAAAUGGGGGUGAAAUUGACGAGUUUGUGUGUGCAAAGCUUGUGUUUAUGUAUGUGAAUUGUGGGGAUUUGGAGGAAGGGAGGAGGGUUUUUGAUACAAUUGAGAAUGAGAAGGUGUUUUUGUGGAAUUUGUUGAUUAGUGAGUAUGCUAAGAUUGGGAAGUAUGAAGAAAGUGUGGGCUUGUUUAUGAGAAUGAGGCAUUUGGGUGUUGAGGCUGAUGUUUAUACUUUAACGUGUGUUUUGAAGUGUUAUGGAACUUUGGGGAGAGUAGUGGAAGGGGAAAGGGUUCAUGGGUAUUUGCUGAAAAUAGGGUUCGGUUCGAAUAAUAGUGUUGUGAAUUCUUUGAUUGGGUUUUAUUUUAGGUGUGAGCGGCCGGACAGUGCAUGUAAGCUAUUUGAUAUAUUGACUGAUCGAGAUAAGAUAACAUGGAAUUCUAUGAUAAGUGGUUAUGUGGCCAAUGGUUGUGCAAGGAAGGCACUGAUGGUUUUUGUGGAGAUGUUAAGUGAGAGUGUUAGUGUUGAGUUGGCUGUAAUGGUUAAUGUACUUGUAGCUAUCGGUAGUCUUGAGAGACUUGAUCUCGCUAGAGCAGUUCAUGGCUAUGGUAUUAAAGGAAGUUUGUUUAGCGAAACUAAUUUUGCUAAUACUUUACUUGAUGUUUAUUCAAAGUGUGGAGAUAUGGAUGGGUCAAUUAAGAUUUUUCGGAACAUGGGUCAAAAAAAUGUUGUGACAUAUACGGCUUUGAUGGGUAGCUAUGCUCGAGGCAGUCUCUUCAUUGAGGCAAUAAAGUUGUUUGAUGAUAUGAAAAGGGAUGGUAUUAAGCCGGAUGUUUUUACUGCAACUAGCAUUCUUCAUGCUUGUGCUUGUAAUGGUUCACUAGAGAUAGGAAAGGACGUGCAUAGAUAUAUUAGGGAGUCAAAUAUGCAGUUGACUUUGUUUGCUUCUAAUGCUCUUAUAGACAUGUAUGCAAAAUGCGGAAGCAUGGAAGAUGCUCUCACUGUUUUUUCUGAGAUGCCAAGGACGGACAUUGUCUCAUGGAAUACCAUGAUUGGAGGCUACUCGAAAAACAGGCUUCCCAAUGAAGCACUCGAUUUGUUUGUUAAGAUGCAAAAAGAUUUGAAGCCGGAUAAUGUUACUAUCAGUUGUGUCCUUCCAUCUUGUGGCAGCCUAUCAGCUCUAGACAGAGGUCGAGAAAUACAUUCUUUCGUUUUAAAAAACGGGCUGUCUUCAGAUCAGUUUGUUAUGAAUGCACUUCUGGAUAUGUAUGUGAAAUGUGGUGCACUAGUUCUUGCAAGAUCACUUUUUAGUAUUAUGCCUGAUAAAAAUCUGGUCUCAUGGACAGUAAUGAUAGCUGGGUAUGGUAUGCAUGGAUUUGGAAGGGAAGCUGUCUCUACCUUUUCUGAGAUGAGGCGUGCUGGUAUAAAGCCUGAUAGUGCUUCUUUUAUAUCUAUCCUCUAUUCUUGCAGUCACUCAGGAUUACUUGAUGAAGGUUGGAGUCUUUUUAACAUUAUGCGAAAUGACUGCAAGAUAGAGCCCACAUUGGAGCACUAUACUUGUAUGGUGGAUUUACUUUCCCGUGCUGGAAAACUAGCCAAGGCUUAUAGUUUUAUUAAAAAUAUGCCAAUUAAUCCAGAUUGCUUUAUCUGGGGUGUUUUGCUUCGUGGUUGCAGAAUUCACCAUGAUCUGAAACUGGUAGAGAAGGUUGCGGAACAUAUUUUUGAGCUGGAACCAGAAAACACAGAGUAUUAUGUUCUUCUUGCAAAUAGUUAUGCAGAGGCAGAACAGUGGGAAGAAGUAAAGAAGUUAAGGCAAAAGAUUGGUCUUGAUGGCCUGAAAAAGGAGCGAGAGUGUAGUUGGAUAGAACUGAAGGGCAAAGUCCAUAUCUUUGUGGCAGGAGACAAUGGACACCCACUGGCGAAGAAUAUAAAUAUUUUGCUGAAGAAGUUGCAGGAGAACAUGAAACAACAAGGUAAGUCACUGAAUAUGAGGUAUGCUUUGAUCAAUGCUGAUGAGAUGCAAAAAGAAGAGGCUCACUGCAGGCACAGUGAGAAGUUGGCUAUGGCUUUUGGUAUAUUAAGCUCGUCACCAGGUAAAAUCAUAAGAAUUACCAAAAAUCUCCGAGUAUGCAGUGACUGUCAUGAGAUGGCCAAAUACAUUUCAAAGGUGAUUGGCAGAGAAAUUAUUGUGAGAGAUUCAUAUCGCUUUCACCAUUUCAAAGAGGGUUGCUGCUCCUGCAGAGGUUAGCAGUGAAUUGGCACCUGUUUGGAGGGUAAAAUGCUACAGCCAGGCCCAGAUCCUUCAUGAUCUCAUGGUGGUACCUAACUGUCUGCAAUGCCAUAUGCAUUAGGCAGUUGGUGAGAACAACUUCAUUCUUCAACUAGUCCAACAAAAAAUGAAGCGAUGAAGUAAACAGAUGCCCAGAGAACUGACCUGCAUUCAAGAUACAAUACCUGUGGAAAUUUUCUAGCAGGGUAUUCAACUAGGGAAGGGAUGUAUUGUCUUCAUUCAUGCAGACAUAAAGUUCUCAGAUCUACGAUCACAAUUACAGCGUUAGCCAAAUUCAUGAAAGCAGAAAUAUGGCAUCUAUUUGCAACUUGAGCUUGAGCCGGUAACCACCCGGAUCAAAUGAAACCUAUCCUGAGUCGGUGAGACAUGCACUUUUAGAGUUUUGAUUUGAUGGUAAACUGUACCCAACUAUACAUAAUAAGAAAACACAGAGUACAUGCAAAUUACAGUGAGAUGUAAGCAAUCUAUCCUAGCUUUUACCUCACAAGACCCAUACAUGAAUAAUAGACAAUAAUAUAAGUCUUGAUGCCAGAAAUUGAUGUCAUCAGUUAUGCUACGGGAUC